Messenger RNA from Pogonomyrmex barbatus (red harvester ant), 803 nucleotides. RefSeq lists its product as uncharacterized. Gene Ontology annotation, biological process: regulation of transcription by RNA polymerase II. The record is from RefSeq and is a predicted model, not a curated record. Gene Ontology annotation, molecular function: DNA-binding transcription factor activity, RNA polymerase II-specific; RNA polymerase II cis-regulatory region sequence-specific DNA binding. Lineage: Eukaryota; Metazoa; Arthropoda; Insecta; Hymenoptera; Formicidae. Gene Ontology annotation, cellular component: nucleus.
ACCUGUGCAUGUCAUUAACACAUGCAUAAUAAUAACGUAUAUAUUUUCAUCGAUUGAAACAGGUGCUAUGAGCCGUCACUUCGUCACUACAAAUGGCAUAAACGCUCUUCACAGAAGACCCAGAAGUGAAAAGAAACCGAUUCCGGAUGAUCAGAAAGACGAGAAAUAUUAUGAGAGACGUAAACGGAAUAACCAGGCAGCGAAAAAAUCGCGAGAUGCCCGCAAAAUUAGGGAAGAUCACAUUGCUCUGAGGGCGACAAUGCUGGAGCACGAGAACGCAAUUCUAAAGGCGCAGAUAGUCACCCUUCGGGAGGAAGCGCAGUCGCUGCGACACAUGUUGAUCAAGCAACACACCCCAGCGAUACAAUCGAUUGAACGAUCAUUAUCAUCGAUGACACCUGUGACGCUCUCUCCUCCGCACACGACCGCGAAUUUAGAUUGUUAAUUCCUUAAAGUUUUUUUCGAAGAAUAUGCGAAACGUUUAUGUGUAUGUACGAAAAACUAACAGUAAGAUUUAAACAGACACAUAGUGACAGACGCGCGCGAAAACGAUCUUUAUUCGCGACAAUCGAAAUUCCGAUUUCGAUCUUUGAUUCAAAAAGUUAAAUUGUCGUAUUUUUCUGCGUUACAGAAAACAAGAGAAGAGCAAUUCUGAACAAGAGAAGAGCGAAAAGAUUAGAAUAAAAUCCUAAAAGACUUCGAUGGAGAAUUUAUUUCUUGUUAGAUUAUAUAUCACCCAUUUUAAAUGUAAUUACAUAUAACUCUGUUGCUUGAAUGCUAAUAAAAAGAGAUGAUUCAAGAUA